CCCUAAUUUUACAUAUCGAUUUCUUUAAAAAAUCACCUGUUUAAUCCGAUCGACACCCAUUUGCUUUUCAUCUUUCAAUUUCACUUCCAGUGCCCUACUCCACGCCCUCCUAUCUUCAAUUUUGCCAUCCCAUAUACUUCUUUUGGAAAGAAACUCAGAUUUGGGUCUUAAGAGAAGAAUAUGAUGAUGAUGAAAAGAAAAGAAAAGAAAAGAAAUUGGGUCGGAUCACAUUAAACUGGCGGGUUUUAAAAGAAAUUGAGUAUUUAAAAUUGAGGGCUUAUCAUUUGAUUCUGAGCUUGACAUGUGUUUCUCUACUAAAGUUAAAAAUACUUUUGUGUCAAAGAAUAACGGGAGAGUAUAUUUAGACUGAAGUAUCGAAAGAAUAAUGAGAGAGGUAUAUUUGAACCGAAUUAUAACGAAAAGGCAUAUUUGAACCAAAAGUAUAACGCAGUGUAUAUUUAGUAUAUUUGAGCCGUUUCUAUUGUUAAGAGAUGUGACAAGUCACGUGCACGGAAGGAGUACAAAUCAAAGCGGCAUGGAAGCGAACAGGGACGACGGCGAACCGGCGGCGAAGUCUCCUGCUGGAGAAGAAGAAGAAAUGACUACUUUUUCUGGCCACCAUUUCCGAAGUUCCGAAGACACCGACGAUGGCUUCUCCGUCACCAUCAUCGAGAACAUGAAAGAAGAGUACGGUUUGUUCGUAUGGCCUUGCAGUAUUGUUCUAGCCGAAUACAUAUGGCAACAGAGAUCCCGCUUUACCGGCGCUAACGUAGUUGAGCUUGGGGCAGGGACCUCGUUGCCUGGGUUGGUUGCUGCAAAAGUGGGUGCAGAUGUGAAGCUGACUGACAAUUCAAACAGAUCAGAGGUGCUUACUCACAUUAGAAGACAGUGCGACUUAAAUGAUAUCAAGUGCAAGGUACACGGACUUACAUGGGGUGUGUGGGAUACACAAACCUUCUGUCUGUGCCCAAACAUUAUCCUUGGAGCUGAUGUCCUGUAUGAGAGUUGUGCCUUCGAUGAUCUCUUCGCAACUGUGGCAUUUUUACUCCAGAGUUGUCCAUCAUCCGUUUUUAUUACUACGUAUCACAACAGAAGUGGGCAUCACCUAAUUGGAUUCUUGAUGGUGAAAUGGGGCCUGAAGUGUGUGAAGCUUCUUGAUGGGUUCUCAUUCAUGCCAUCAUACAAGACGUCUAGUUUGAGUGGUAACAUUCAAUUGGCUGAGAUUGUUUUGGACACAACAAACAGAGACGAGAAAAAAUGAUGUAACUGAAUUCAAGCGCGAUGGUGCCAAAUAUUAGGUUCUGCUGACGUAUUUUACUUCUUCCACUGGAGAAACUUAUUGUCACUACUGCGUCUCUCGCAGCAAAGACUAAAAUAUCUGUGCAUGAGACUAUGCUGCCAUGCUGGGGCAAAGAGCUUCAACUGCUUUCUUCGCAUUAUCAAUGACAUAGGAUGUAUGCAAAGAAAUAUUAGGAGGACCAUCUUUUUCUGCCUAGUUCUCCUUGGAGUUCAGCAAAAUUGAAGCAUCACAGCCCCUUAAGAAGGUAAAAGGGUGAUAAACUCAUAAAAAGAAGAAUUUGCUUAGCAAUGGGGGAAGGAAAAUGUGGAAAAGUUUAACCAUUAUGGGAUUGUUGUAAUUGAAUAUGGUUUGUAGUUGUGUACUCAGUUGACACUAUCAUGGAAAUGCAUCCUUAGUAGUGCCGCAGGCACUGUUUUUGUCCUUUGUGGCCUCCUCAACGACUUGUCUGACAGUGUAUUCGGCCUUAGGACAUGUGAAUACAAGUAAUGAGCUCAAAACAUGGUACAAAAUACGUCAUUGAUUCUUUAUGCCAACUACAUAAGAAUUGCAAAGGCUAUUUAUAGGAAGAA
Messenger RNA from Lycium barbarum (goji berry), 1869 nucleotides. RefSeq lists its product as uncharacterized. Gene Ontology annotation, cellular component: nucleus; cytoplasm. The transcript has 8 exons. The coding region runs from base 536 to 1261 and encodes 241 amino acids. NCBI's taxonomy places the organism in Eukaryota, Viridiplantae, Streptophyta, Magnoliopsida, Solanales, Solanaceae. The record is from RefSeq and is a predicted model, not a curated record.